Messenger RNA from Arabidopsis thaliana (thale cress), 1220 nucleotides. RefSeq lists its product as uncharacterized. The record is from RefSeq and is marked reviewed. The transcript has 3 exons. The coding region runs from base 134 to 592 and encodes 152 amino acids. NCBI's taxonomy places the organism in Eukaryota, Viridiplantae, Streptophyta, Magnoliopsida, Brassicales, Brassicaceae.
GUAUAUUAUGUACAUUUGUAUACUAAAUGUGUUGUAUGACUCUUAGUAUACAAAACAACACAAAAAACUUUAUCAAAAAAAAAAAAAAAGCUCCCAGACCCGACUCCCGAGGAAACCUAAGCUUCUUCUUGCUAUGGCCUUCGUGGCCGCCGGCGAGGACCCUCCCUUGCCAGAACCCCCUGACCCGCCUGAUCCUCCCUCCAUCUUCGCCCAAACCUUCAUACCCGAUCCACCUUCUACUUCUUCUCUCUUUCCACCUUCAUCGAGUCUAGAUCUAGAUCUAUGUUCUACCGUUUCUUCCUAUGGUGUUACUCCUUUCGUUUUUUUGCGAUUCUUUACUGCUGUGUGCAGUCCCUUCUAUCAGAUCUGUACCCGUUCCGUGUCUUUGCGGUUCUUUACUGCUCUAUGCAGUCCAUGGAAACUAGCCUAUUCCCAGAUCUUGGGAUAUCCUCUCGUUUCAAGUGGAUAUGUUUCACAGGCCAUAACCUUUGAUGUCCACGCUGCCCCUCCUACCUCAACUCAGAGAGCCUCUCCUACUCGUUCCAUGGCCCAGACACGACAACGGUUUGUUACUUCUGUAAGAUGGUUUUGAAAAGAAACUAAUUAAUACACCUCGCCUGAUGAAUCUGGUUUUAUCGGGUAUUUGGUACCCUAGUAGCUUCUUAUCGGAGCUAGUUAUCUUCCCAAAGUUCCCUCCUCAGUGGAGUGGUUUGGAUGUCCAAGAGUCGUCGGUAUUGCAAGGAUCUUCCUCCCGAUUGAUGUUCUUCUCUGCAUUUGAUGCAGUUCUUGUAACCUCUUGUGUUACGUUGGAUACAGUCUUCCAAGAAUCUAGCCAGAUCGUUCUUAUUGUUCGUUUUGCCUUAUGUUAUUCUUAUGACUUCUGUUGCAUAUCUAUCUAUCCUUUAACCAUUGUUAUAUGGUCUGUUUUGGCUUCUGUUGUUGUGUUUUAUGUAGUUUUCUUCAUGUUGGUUGUAAUUCCUCUUUCUGAGGCUCCUAAAAUUUAGUGAAAACAACUAUUGGUUUGAAAAAAAAAAAAAAAAAAGAAUCUUAAUUUUUUUUUUAUAUAUAGUUAAACUCCUAGCCUAAAACUAAAACACAGUUGAUGACUAAUUGGUGGAGAACCAUUAAAAAAAAAAAAAAAAGACAGAGUAGACUAACGAAACCACACCUUUACAUUUUUCUAUUUAUCUCACCUUCCUAAAUAAAAAAUAUUUAUUUUA